CAAUUGAAAAAGAAUUGAUUAAUCGAUUGAAAAGUAAGGCUUAUGGUGAUAAUCCAUUAAAUGUUAAUGAAGAUGUUUGGAAAUCUGUUUUAGAGGGUGAUCAACUUGAAGCCGAAGAUGAUAUGACUGAAGAAAGUGAUGUUGAGGAUUUAGAAGAAAAUGAAUCAAGUGAUUAUAGUGAUAUACUUGAUACCUUGGAAGAAGCUAGUGAAGAAGAUAACGAGGAAGUUGAAAAACCCGACGUCAAGGGCAAAAGAAAAAGUGCUGAAAUUAAAGAAACACGAUCGAAAAAGAAAAAACUUGAAUACGAGCAUGAGCAAUCAUUAUCAAAAGUCCCCAAUUGGUGA
Messenger RNA from Racocetra fulgida, 347 nucleotides. NCBI's taxonomy places the organism in Eukaryota, Fungi, Glomeromycota, Glomeromycetes, Diversisporales, Gigasporaceae. The record is from the annotation of a GenBank genome assembly.